CAGAAAUAAUAACGUAUAAACCACACGUAUGAGCGGUGACAGCCAGGUAAAAAACGGAUUGGCCUGCGAUCUCCACCCUCCUUCCGUAUUCAUUUCCGUUAACAAGCGGCUCACGUGACGUUUGUUUUUGGUGUCACAUGAGAGACUCCAAUGCUAUCUGGCUAGCAAAAUGGCAGCAUUCUUACAGUGGCGAAGAUUUGUGUUUUUUGAUAAAGAAUCGGUUAAAGAUCCUGUAGACAAUGGAAAAAACUUUUAUCUUCCCAGCGGAAUAUCGGCGUCUGAUUCCGGCCGCGGUCACAUUGUUCUCGGAGAUAUGGAUGGCCAGAUCUGGCUUUUGCCACGCUCGAUGAAGCUUGAGUCCUUCCAGGCUUACAAGUUGCGUGUUACACACCUGCAUCAACUCAAGCAGCACAGCAUCCUUGUCUCAGUGGGGCAGGAUGAAGAAGGAAUAAACCCUCUGGUGAAGGUGUGGAAUCUCGACAAGAAGGAUAGUGGGAAUCCCUUGUGCACUAGGAUUUUCCCCGCAAUUCCCGGGAAUAAGCCAACAGAGGUGUCAUGCCUCAGUGUGCACGAGAACCUCAACUUCAUGGCCAUUGGCUUUACAGAUGGCAGUGUGGUGCUAACCAAGGGGGACAUCACCAGAGACCGCCACAGCAAAACGCUGACGCUGCACGAGGGCACCUGUCCAAUCACUGGCCUCUCCUUCCGCCAGGUCGGCAAGGUCACACACCUGUUUGUAGCGACGCUGGAAAAAGUCCAUUGUUACACGCUGUCCAUCAAGGAGUACCCCAGACUGGAGCUGGACACACACGGCUGUGCCCUGCGCUGCUCCUCCCUCACCGACCCGUCCCAGGACUCCCAGUUCAUCGUGGCGGGGGACGAGUGCGUGUACCUGUAUCAGCCCGAUGAGAGGGGCCCCUGCUUUGCCUUCGACGGGCAGAAGCUGCUGGCCCACUGGUACAGAGGCUACAUGCUGCUGCUCACCAAGGACGCCAAAUCGCCCAGCAAGGCAGCGUUUGCGAGCAGAGAGACGUCCCCCUCAGAAAAGCAGCUGCUGACCAUCUACGACCUGGACAACAAGUUCAUCGCCUACAGCGCUCCCUUUGACGACAUCAUCGACGUCCUGGCCGAGUGGGGCUCCUUCUAUGUGCUCACCAGGGACGGCAAGAUGUUUGUUCUGCAGGAGAAGGACACUCAGACUAAACUAGAGAUGCUUUUCAAGAAGAACCUGUUUGUGAUGGCUAUAAACCUGGCUAAGAGCCAGCACCUGGACAGUGACGGGCUGUCGGAGAUCUUCAGGCAGUACGGAGACCACCUCUACCUCAAGGGGGACCACGACGGGGCCAUCCAGCAGUACAUACGAACCAUUGGGAAGCUGGAGCCGUCCUACGUGAUCCGGAAGUUCCUGGACGCCCAGCGGAUCCACAACCUGACGGCCUACCUGCAGGCCCUGCACCGGCAGUCCCUGGCCAACGCGGACCACACCACCCUGCUGCUCAACUGCUACACCAAGCUGAAGGACAGCUCCAAGCUGGAGGAGUUCAUCAAGAGCAGCGAGAGCGAGGUCCACUUCGACGUGGAGAUCGCCAUCAAGGUGCUGCGGCAGGCGGGCUACCACAGCCACGCCGUCUUCCUGGCGGAGAAGCACGCGCAGCACGAGUGGUACCUGAAGAUCCAGCUGGAGGACCUCAAGAACUACCUGGAGGCGCUGCGCUACAUCGGACGCCUGCCCUUCGAGCAGGCGGAGAGCAACAUGAAGCGCUACGGCAAGACCCUCAUGCACCACGUCCCCGACGGGACCACCUCUCUCCUCAAGGACCUCUGCACCGACUACAAGCCCAAGAAGGAGGGCGCCGACAGGGAGACGCCGCAGAGAGGGCUCGAGGUUAAGGCCAACUCGGAGGAGUUCAUCCCAAUCUUUGCCAACAACCGGCGGGAGCUCAAGGCCUUCCUGGAGCACAUGAUCGAGGUGGAGCCCUUCUCCCCGGCCGGGGUGUACGACACGCUGCUGGAGCUCAGGCUGCACGACUGGGCCCACGAGGAGGAGCCCGAGCAGAAGAAGGUCCUGCAGGGGGCAGCACUCUUCCUUCUGCACAGCGACAACACAGUGUUUGACAAGGCCCUGGUCCUCUGCCAGAUGCACAACUUCAAAGAAGGAGUGCUGUACCUCUACGAAAAGGGCAAACUGUACCAGCAGAUCAUGCACUACCACAUGCAGAACGAGGAGUACGGCAAAGUGGUGGAGGCCUGCAAGCGCUACGGGGACCAGGAGGUGUGCCUGUGGGAGCAGGCGCUGGGCUACUUCGCCCGGAAGGAGGAGGACUGCAAGGCCUACAUCAGCCAGGUCCUGCAGCACAUCGACCAGAACAACCUGAUGCCCCCGCUGCUGGUGGUGCAGACGCUGGCGCACAAUUCGACGGCCACGCUGUCCGUCAUCAAGGACUACCUGGUGAACAAACUGCAGAGGGAGAGCCAGCAGAUUGAGGACGACGAGCGCAAGAUCCGCCAGUACCGCGAAGAGACUGCUCACCUCCGCACCGAGAUCCAGGACCUGAGGACCAGCGCUAAGAUCUUCCAGAAGACCAAGUGCAACAUGUGCAGCAGUCCGCUGGAGCUGCCCUCGGUCCACUUCCUGUGCAGCCACUCCUUCCACCAGCACUGCUUCGAGAGCUACGCCGACAGCGAGGCCGAGUGCCCGACCUGCAUGCCAGAGAACCGCAAGGUCAUGGACAUGCUGCGCGUGCAGGACCAGAAACGGGACCUCCACGACCACUUCACCAGACAGCUCCGCAGCUCCAACGACGGCUUUUCGGUGGUGGCUGACUACUUCGGCAGGGGGGUGUUCAACAAGCUGACCCUGGUCACGGACCCCCCCGGGAGCAGGGCUGCGAGCAGUCUGGAGACAGACCUCCAGAGAGACCUCCUCACCCACACCAAGAGGAACAGCUAGAGAGAUAGUGUGAGUGUGUGUGUGUGUGUGUGUGUGUCUGUGUGUGUGCGGGUGUGUGUGUGUGCGCGCACGUGUGUGUGUGUGGGCCUGUCUGUAGCGAUAGCCAUGCUAUUACAUGAACCGUGACCCCAGAAUUGGUUGCCAAGCAAAGAAAGAGAACAAGUCACUGCUGCACGAUCUUUGACGAUGAACUACUUAAUUUCCUCUUAACAUUGUCCAUAUUAUUGUCUCAUAUUGUAUUUAACAUGUAAAAGCAGACGAGUGUCAAAAGGCCUUCAAGCUGGAUUGUAUUCAAUAUGUUUUUGUGUCUGCUUUCAUCGUGUCGGCUAAUCAGACUGCAGAUAUGCGGUUGUGUUUUAAGGCCACUCCCUCACUCUCUUGCAUAACUAACAGCAGAAGGAUGAAUUCCUAGUAUCCCUUCAGCAUCAUGUCUCAUUGUCUUAAGAAAUAAAAUGCUGACUAUCGAUUUUUAUUUUUAAACUUUUUGGAUACUGUACCUUCUGGUUAAGGGGUGUUUGAUGUUUUGUUCAAGGCACAUUCUUUCUUUAACCCCGUUAGUUAUUUGUUGUUGUGUUGUCUCGUAUGUUCCCACAGAGAAACUAAAGCAUCUGCUUUGCAGCGGAUUUCCAUUCAAUUAAUGAAUUCAGUUACUUUCUAAAAAGGCUUUCAUAUGCAUCAUGAGCAGACUACUUCAAGGUCUUUAUCCAUGAUCUUACCGUGGUUGCAGACAUGUACAGUCAAUGUAUUUGCCCACACAUCUUGGCAUGCUCCUCACGACAAGCCAUUAUUGUUGACCAUUUUCUAUUUAUUUAGUCAUUGCAUAACCAAUUAAAAACUGAAUAGAUACAUAUUUUACAUAGAAAAUAAUGACCUGUUGGAUCCCUAAUCUGACUGUUUUCUGUGGGAGGAGAAGAAGAAAAUGAAUAACAGGAAUCUAGACUGAAGAAGCAACCAGACUGAUUAAAAUAGAAUCAAAUUAUAUCAAACAAAAUAUGUAAAGUAGAGGAUUCCCAUUCCGACUGAGCAUGGUCAGUGUUCAGUUGGGCAUGGAUAGAGCCUGUACUCAAGAUGUCAAUGGGCUUGCUGUAGGAUUUUAACCGAAUGACUUCCAGGAGGAUCCAACUGGAAGAACAGAUCUCACAGGACAAAAGGCAACCACAUUCAUCGACUCUGAAUACGUUGGUUUUUUUUGGUGGUUUUAGGAUCUCUUGGUAUAUGUGUUAUAUUUACCAUGAUCUUGCGGUCUAUCUUUGGUCCAAAAGGAUAAUGUAUGCAAUGUGUGUAGGUACCAGACGAGGGCGCCCAAUACUUCCCUAUUGGUCGCUUUAAUUACCCUGUUAUAUAUUAAUAAUGCAUAUAAGUAAUACAUGUGAUAAAUGUAGUUUAAUGAGUAUGAUUAUUAAACUACAUGCAAACAGACUUGCUUCUCAUACAUAGAGACAUGCCAUCGGUGGGAAAGUACAAUCAACUAUUUACCAUAAUGUAGUGAACACAUUUCACGAUGAUCGGACACUUGGAGCUUUAACACGAAGAGGGGUGAGCUGGUUUGUGUAAUGACUUUGUAUUGCAGUGAAGAAGUCCUCCCUAGAGGCUGCUCCAUCCUUCUCUUCCUGGCUCUGUUCAGUGUUAACAGACGACCAUAAGGAAGGUUUUCCUUUAU
Molecule: messenger RNA, 4610 nt
Organism: Gadus chalcogrammus (walleye pollock)
Lineage: Eukaryota; Metazoa; Chordata; Actinopteri; Gadiformes; Gadidae
Gene: vps11
Product: VPS11 core subunit of CORVET and HOPS complexes
Exons: 16
Coding region: 170-2950 (926 amino acids)
Biological process (GO): vacuole organization; organelle fusion; intracellular protein transport
Cellular component (GO): HOPS complex; endosome
Molecular function (GO): protein-macromolecule adaptor activity; protein binding
Source: RefSeq, a predicted model, not a curated record